AUGUAUACAUAUAGGUUAACUAAGAGUCAAAGUAAGUGUUCGCAGAUCCUCUCCUCCACCAUCAUAAACUGCUGAGGGUGCAGCAGAAUUCACACUUCCUCCACAAGUCUGUUUGAUAUAUGAGGAAGUCCGUCUGGUUUCCACUUCUGUCGAAAAAUCAACACACCGUUUAGAUGAUUUCUGGGGAUCCUGAGCAUAAGAUGUCCUGGACGAUGACGCCACCGAAGACACGGUGUCUCCUGCCCCGCGCUGCCCUCCUCUUCCUGUCCAUCGUUCUCACAGUGGCUGAAGUGGUAAAGUCCGUGUCGGACUGCGACCAGUUUUUCCUUGAGGAAACUCCACCACAGGUCCCAGGCAUCUUGGAGGGCGGAAGAAUCCUGAACCAGAACCGAUACAAACCCAUUUGCCAGACUUUUGAGAACGAGAGAAGGUUUGUGACGCUCUACGACAUCAAGAACAAGAUCCCAGUGUUUUCUGCUUACAAGUACAGAGGGGGAGUGGGAAACAGACCCUUGAACGACUGGAAGAUAGAGCCUCAGCUUGAGGAGGAAGACGAAGACGAGAACAUGAUGCUUGUGGACAAAAAUAAGACCUACAUCCACCAGGCUGGGAACAUUGAUUACAGACGCAAUGGUGUGUUUGACAGGGGCCAUUUAUUUCCAAGCUCCCAUGCGUUCAACAGAUCUGACAAAAAGUCUACCUUCACCCUGACAAACAUCGUUCCACAAGCUGCCAGAUUCAACCAGGGAAGCUGGAACAAAAUGGAGAUGUGCAUCAAAUGUGUGAUGGACAAAUACUGCAGAAACAGCAAUAAUAUUACUGAAGGCUUUGUAGUAACUGGAGCGCAACCCAGCAACAACAACAUCCUCAAAAACAGGAUUAAUAUCCCCUCCAUGCUCUGGUCAGCAUUCUGCUGCUACAGCUCCAACAUGUGCACGUGGUUAGCAAGCGCACACUGGGGCGACAAUGUUACACCUAAAAACAAAUAUCUGGAGACCAAAACUCUGGAAGAACUCCAUCAAGAACUGAGGACAGCGGACUCUGAAUUUAAAGUGUUUCCUGGGACACAGUGUCCUCUCCACACAACUGUCACUGAGUUUUACCCAGGAAUCAAGGACUGCCAAUGCCCACACUCCACUUCACCCACCACUGCAUCUCCCAGCUCAACAUCUGGCAUUCUCACAUCAUCUGGCAAUCUCACUUCAAUAUCUGCCCCUCCUACAUCAACAUCUGUAUCUCCUACAUCAACAUCUGUCCCUCCUACAUCUACAUAUGUCUCUCUUUCAUCUACAUCUGUCCCUCCUACAUCAACAUCUGUCCCUCUUACAUCAACAUCUGUCCCUCCUACAUCAACAUCUGUCCCUCUUACAUCUACAUCUGUAUCUCCUACAUCAACAUCUGCCCCUCCUACAUCAACAUCUGUCCCUCCUACAUCAACAUCUGUCCCUCUUACAUCAACAUCUGUCCCUCCUACAUCAACAUCUGUCCCUCUUACAUCUACAUCUGUAUCUCCUACAUCAACAUCUAUCUACAUCUGUAUCUCCUACAUCUACAUCUGUCCCUCCUACAUCAACAUCUGCCCCUCCUACAUCAACAUCUGCCCCUCCUACAUCAACAUAUGUCUCUCUUUCAUCUACAUCUGUCCCUCCUACAUCAACAUCUGCCCCUCCUACAUCAACAUCUGCCCCUCCUACAUCAACAUCUGCCCCUCCUACAUCAACAUAUGUCUCUCUUUCAUCUACAUCUGUCCCUCCUACAUCAACAUCUGCCCCUCCUACAUCAACAUAUGUCUCUCUUUCAUCUACAUCUGUCCCUCCUACAUCAACAUCUGCCCCUCCUACAUCAACAUCUGCCCCUCCUACAUCAACAUCUGCCCCUCCUACAUCAACAUCUGUCCCUCCUACAUCAACAUCUGCCCCUCCUACAUCAACAUCUGUCCCUCCUACAUCAACAUCUGCCCCUCCUACAUCAACAUCUGCCCCUCCUACAUCAACAUAUGUCUCUCUUUCAUCUACAUCUGUCCCUCCUACAUCAACAUCUGCCCCUCCUACAUCAACAUAUGUCUCUCUUUCAUCUACAUCUGUCCCUCCUACAUCAACAUCUGCCCCUCCUACAUCUACAUCUGUCCCUCCUACAUCAACAUCUGCCCCUCCUACAUCAACAUAUGUCUCUCUUUCAUCUAUAUCUGUCCCUCCUACAUCUACAUCUGUCCCUCCUACAUCAACAUCUGUAUCUCCUACAUCAACAUCUGUCCCUCCUACAUCUACAUCUGUAUCUCCUAG
Messenger RNA from Epinephelus fuscoguttatus (brown-marbled grouper), 2282 nucleotides. RefSeq lists its product as uncharacterized. NCBI's taxonomy places the organism in Eukaryota, Metazoa, Chordata, Actinopteri, Perciformes, Serranidae. The transcript is spliced from 4 exons. Bases 174 to 2282 code for a protein of 702 amino acids. Gene Ontology annotation, molecular function: hydrolase activity; nucleic acid binding; metal ion binding. The record is from RefSeq and is a predicted model, not a curated record.